Messenger RNA from Misgurnus anguillicaudatus (oriental weatherfish), 1787 nucleotides. RefSeq names its product calcitonin gene-related peptide 1-like. The record is from RefSeq and is a predicted model, not a curated record. Gene Ontology annotation, biological process: adenylate cyclase-activating G protein-coupled receptor signaling pathway; regulation of cytosolic calcium ion concentration. Gene Ontology annotation, cellular component: extracellular region. Lineage: Eukaryota; Metazoa; Chordata; Actinopteri; Cypriniformes; Cobitidae. Gene Ontology annotation, molecular function: calcitonin receptor binding; hormone activity.
GUGUGUGUCUUUCAGAUUUUAUUCACAGUAGAUCAAAACAUUACAUUAUUAAACUAUUUUAUUAAAUAAUAAUUCCUUGUAAUGCUCAUACCUCACCAGCAGAUGGCUGUACUAUCAAACUCUUAGCUGAUUCCCUGGUGAGUGUCUACUGGAAACAUUACAAUAAGACAAUAUUUUUGGAAGUCUGUUAAAUAUUUAUUACAUCCAUGCUUAUUUGGAAGAUGAUUACAUUUUAGUUAAAUAAAUGACCCAAAUGUAGAUGCAGAUGCAGAUAUCAGUGGGUUCAAAUGACAAGUAAAUUUAGUCAAUGGAGCACUUAGUGGCUAUAGAAUGACGUCAUAGUAAAUCUUUAGACUUUAUCGGUGUGCCAGAGUCAUGGGACAGAGCUGAUUGGCUGGCUGGAGCCUGUCUGUCUGACGAUUGGAUGAUAGGAGAUAAUUAAACUCCUACACAUAUCAUACAGCACUUCUCGUAGUGAAUAUAUAGGUGUUGGACAUUGUAGUUUCACACAGUUAAACCAAGUUGUCAAGUUCACUGAAUCUUUAUUUUUAUUGAACAGGAAGUCGUAUACACUCAAGGUGAGGUUACAAUGGUCAUGUUGAAGGUCUCUUCCUUCCUUGUCGUUUAUGCCAUAGUUGUGUGCCAGAUGUACAGCUCACAUGCUGCCCCAGCGAGACCUGCUACAGAAUCUCUGACAGACCGACUUGCACUCAUGGACUAUGAAGCGCGCCGAUUAUUGAGCGCUAUAGUCAAAAAUGUUGUUCAGACGACAGUAGAGGACCUGGAGCCAACCAAUGAUGAAAACAGCCAGGGCAGAUUCCUGUCCAAGCGUUGCUCCAAUCUCAGCACCUGCGUGCUGGGCAAACUCUCCCAGGAGCUGCACAAAUUACAAACGUUCCCGCAGACGGACGUGGGAGCCGGUACACCCGGCAAGAAACGCAGCCUGCUUGAAGGCAAUCAGUUUACCAGCUAUGAAGAAACAUUUAACAGCAUUUAACUUUAAUGCUUUUAUGCCUCACCCCCCUGUAUUAUACUUUACCAACUUGUUGCAUGUGUAUUCUGCCUGCUUGACUGAUCACACACAAAUGCCUGGUUGCAUUGAUCUUUUCUUCCUUUCUUUCAGCAGAGACAGGCAUGAUUGAAAACUUAAAUCUUAAAUUUCUUCUAUACAGUACCUCAUUAAUAUAAAUGGCAAAUUCAGGGGUAAAAGUUUAUGCAUUAUACCUCUGGAAUAACUGAAUAUAUGUAUGAUAAAAGUAACACUUACUGACAAUAAUCACAAUCAUUGUUUGUUUCAUGUGCUCUUUCAGUUCAAUAAAUUUAUUUUUAUAUCAGAAACUCUCUGAUAUAUAUAUAUCGUUUAUUUCUAAAUCAAUUACAUUUAUUGGAUAUUCAUUAAAAUGGGUAUACUUCUGUGUUAUUAAUGACUCAUCAAAACAUCAAGAAUUCUACAGGUAAGACUUCUUUAUAAGAUAACAUAUGUGAACAUAAUGUUUUUUAUGUUUAAUUAUAAGGUGAUAUUUUAACGUUACAGUUUUAUACAGAUAUUUGUUUUUUACACAGUAUUUUAAUAAAGUAACAUAAUGAUGACUGAUGCAAAAUCAAACAUUAUCAGGGGCUCUCCUACAGAUAUUUUUCUUUGUUUUUCCUAAAGCAGUGUUACGGCACAGAAGCGUGCAUGUAAUACGGCCACAUGUGUGACACAUCGUCUGGCAGAUUUUCUCAGUCGCUCCGCUGGAAUGGCCAAUAGCAACUUCAUUCCAACCAAUGUGGGCUCUAAAGCAUUU